ACGAGCUUGGCCUAGGGUUAGGGUUUAUGGGAGGGAUGAGCUGAGUCGCAUUUGGAGGGCGCUGGGGAUGCGCGCGCGACCGGGCGCGUCCAGCUGCUGGAGGAGGUAAAGAAAAUAAAUUCCGGAUUGAUUCGCCCCGCGGAGGAGGGGAGGAAUUUCUUCGUCAAGCUUAGAUCUGGCACGCAUCGGGUGUAUAGCUUCUUUCCCUCCCCCGGAUUCGUCAGCGCCAGGGAAUGGAAGGCCGCGAUCCGAGCGGCGAUCUGGACUUUCGAGAUGCGGGGGACGAUGUAGAUAGAGGCGCCAGUUAUUUGGAGCACAGCGAUGGAUCGAAAUUGGAGCGGAAUCCGGCGGCGGUCGAGCUGCGCGCUAGAUCUGGCGAUGGCGGGCAUGCAGAGGAAUUGCCAGGGGAAGAUUUCGACAAUGUAAAUCUGUUCGAUAGGAGUGGCGGCAUUGUAGAGGGGAAGAUCGACGGGAAUGGGUUCCACGAUCUAGUUAUGUCGUCGAGAAGAGAAGAUGGCGGCGGGGAGAUAGAAGAGGUUGAUGAGUCCACCGCAGGGAAUUCGCCUGGGUCCUCGUCGGUGGUGAAGCUCGAGGAUCAGUUUGACGAGGUGAGCUUGAACGACAACGUCGGUACUCCCAGUGGUUUUUCCUCGGCCCGUGACUCGGUGAGUAGCAUCACCGUUUUAAACUCGGGGAAUGCCAGUCCCAAGAGCUCGUCGCUGGGGUCUCCUCUCCACUCGCGGGGAAAGGCUGUUCUUCCCGACGCGUCUCCAGAGCUCAUGCGCCUCAUUGAUUCGGCGAUCCAGGGCGCCGACGCCGACCAGAAAAGCUUGCACAAGCUCAAGAGGGUGGUGGCUGGUGAAGAGAGUAUAGAAGGUGGCGACGGCAAAGUUGACAAUGAUACUCGUGCGAGGCUGGUGGUGGAGAUUCUUCUUGCAAAGAUGGGUGGCAUUGAAGCUCUGGACGACACUGCUGCGCCAAAGAUGAUGCUGAGUGCCGGGGCUGCGAUCGUGGCCGGAGAGCUUAUUCCUUGGCUUUCGUCAGAGGGAGAUACUGGGAUUUUCGUGUCGCCGAGAACGAGAAUCGCCAAAGGCAUCACUAUGACUCUUCAGGCAUGCACGCGGAACAGAGCGAUGUGUUCGGCGGCCGGGCUGCUCAGAGUUCUCCUAGAAGCGGCACGAAUACUUUUCGCUCGAAAGGCAGCUGCUGAAGAACAAGGUCACGAGUGGGAUGCUAGUCCUUUGCUAGAUGCUAUCCAGGCACUGGGAUCUCACUGUUUGACAGUAGUGGACCUCCGUCACUGGCUCUUCACGGUAACGGAGACUGGACAGUCGCUUGAUCUUGUUCUCGCAUUGGAGAAGACAAUGGCGGGAGAAGAAACGAGAGGUCCUGCCUACACUUUCGAGUUCGAUGGAGAGAGUUCUGGAUUACUCGGCCCUGGAGACAGCAAGUGGCCAUUUGGCAACGGUUAUGCGUUUGCUACCUGGCUUUAUAUCGAAAGUUUUGCGGACACACUCAACACUGCGACGACUGCUGCUGCCAUUGCUGUCGCUGCGGCCGCGAAGACGGGGAAGUCGUCAGCGAUGUCAGCAGCAGCCGCAGCAAGUGCUCUAGCGGGGGAAGGAACUGCACAUAUGCCUCGGCUUUUCAGCUUUCUGUCAGCAGACAACCAGGGAGUUGAAGCGUACUUCCACGGGCAGUUUCUCGUGGUCGAGAGUGCCGUGGCCAAAGGAAAGAAGUCGUCUCUUCACUUCACCUAUGCGUUCAAGCCGCGGAGGUGGUACUUCGUGGGCCUGGAGCAUAUCUUCAAACAGAGUCUGAUUGGAAAGGGAGACAGCGAAGUGAAGCUCUACGUUGACGGCAGGCUCUACGAAGCACGUCCUUUUGAUUUUCCGCGCGUGUCCAAGCCGCUAGCGUUUUGCUGCAUCGGCACAAAUCCUCCACCGGCAAUGGCUGGACUUCAGAGAAGGCGGCGUCAGUGUCCUUUGUUUGCGGAGGUCGGACCGAUCUACAUUUUCAAAGAACCAAUUGGUCAGGACAAGAUGAACCGGUUGGCAGCAAGGGGUGGUGAUGUCGUUCCUACAUUCGGGAAUGGUGCUGGACUACCUUGGCUUGCUAUAUCCGAGGAAUCGAGGGCCUUGGCGGAAGAAAGUGUAGCACUGGACAUUGAAAUCGGGCCGAAGAUUCAUUUACUGUACCAUCCUCAGCUGCUGAUCGGGAGGUCGUGCAUAGAUAUUUCUCCUGCGGGAUCGUCAGGUUUGCACAGAAGGCCGGCUGAGGUUCUUGGCCAUGUCCACGUUGCUUCUCGCGUGAAGCCCAUGGAAGCUGUCUGGGCGAUGGGUGAAGGAGGUCCUCUAGCGCUACUCCCCCUUGUGGUUGGAAGCGUCAACAAGGAAACGUUGCAGCCAAAUGCUGGUGAUAUCACUCUCUCCGUAAGAUCAUCAUUUCUAUCGGGGCCGAUCUUGCGUAUAUUGGCUACUGCUCUCAAGUACCCAGGCAACGCGGACGAGAUGACAAGAGGCCACGCACCAGAACUACUUGCACAUCUUUUGGGCCACCUUCUGGUUAUCUCAUCAAUUUCGAAGUCAGUGGACGGACAGGAAAGAGACGAAGAGCUUGUGGCCGCCGUGGUGUCCCUUUGUCAGGCACCUAAGGGGAAUGCUACCUUGGAAGUGCAGCUAUACAGUAGCUUGCUUCUCGAUCUGAAGCUUUGGAGCAGGUGCAGUUACGGCUUGCAAAAGAAGCUGCUAUCAUCACUUGCAGAUAUGGUUUUCACCGAGGAGAAGACAAUGAGAGCUGCAAAUGCAGUUCAAAUGCUGCUGGACGGUUGUAGAUCUUGUUACUGGAUUGUUCCGGAGCCGCACUCGGUGCAUUCAUUUGCGGGUGGCAAAAAUACUAGGCCUUUGGGAGAAAUCAAUGCUCUCGUCGACGAGCUUCUGGUGAUUGUGGAGCUUUUAACUGGAUCGGCUCAGGGACCUAUUGCAGCGUCUGAUGUUCGCUGCUUGGUACAAUUUGUUCUUGACUGCCCACAGCCCAACCAGGUCGCGCGAGUUUUGCAUUUAUUGUAUAGACUUGUUGUACAGCCAAAUGCUGCUCGUGCUGCGACCUUCGCGGAUUUGCUGAUGAAAAAUGGAGUGGUUGAGAUGCUCUUGACGCUCAUACAAAGAGAAUCCGAGAUAGGUGAAAAUUCCGAGGGCCUAAAUUUGCGAGAACUGGACGAGGAAGAAGAGGGUGAAGAAUUUGAAGAAGUGCCCGAAGGUGAUAUAACGAGGACAAGUUCUGAUUCUGAGGCUCCAGUUCUUUCUCAAAAACCGGUGGGACACAAGAACGUCGGAGGUAUCACAUUAUCAAUCAGUGCAGAUGCUGCUAGGAACAACUUCCGAAACGUGGAUAAGGGAGAUGGCAUGAUGCUCGGGAUAGUUGGACUGCUAGGGGCACUUCUCGUUGGGGGCCAUCUCAAGAGUACCAUAGGAAAUACUGUCGCUGGCUCUGGAGCUGUUGAGUCACCUGGACUUGCGUCCUGGCUUUUAUAUGCGUUGCAGCGGGCGUUCCAGGUUGCUCCUAAGCGUCUGCUCACUCGUAACGUGUAUUCUGCCGUCUUAUCAGUUGUUGUGAGGUCCGAGGGAGGAAUGUCGUCUACGGAUGAUGGUUUGGCAAUUUUUGAUACCGUUCAUCGAUUUGAACACAGACAGCUUUUUCUGUCUCUGCUUCGUGCUCUUCCUUCAGCACCACGAGAAAUCCAGCUUCGUGCUCUCCAGGACAUCCUCUUACUAGCAUGCACUCACGCUGAUAACAGAACGAGGCUGACCGCUAUGCCAGAAUGGCCAGAAUGGCUACUGGAAAUAUUGAUAGCAAACUAUGAGGUGGGACUGCGGCAAUUGCAAGAAGGACUCACGAGUUUUCAGGAUCUCGAGGAGCUCAUCUACAGCUUCCUGACUAUAAUAUUGGAGCAUUCAAUGCGUUCUAAAGACGGAUGGAUGGAUAUUGAAGCUGCUAUUCAUUGUGCAGAAUGGCUUGCAAUAUUUGGCGGUCCAAGUAUGGGAGAGCAGCGGUUAAGGCGCGAGGAGUCUCUUCCUGUCAUCAAACGGAGAUUACUUGGAAACCUACUAGAUUUUGCUGGGCGGGAGCUCCAAAAGCAGACGCAUGCAGUGGCAGCUGCAGCAGCCGGUGUAGCCGCAGGUGGUUUGUCCCCAAGAGCCGCAAAGGUGGAAGCGGAAGCAGCUGCUCAUCUGUCCAUGUCUUUAGCGGAGAACUCGCUCGUGCUGUUGAUGCUUGUGGAGGACCAUCUACGUUUGCAACAUCAGGCUUUCAAUUCUGGUAUUUCAACCGGUUCCCUCAGCGUUGGCUCGAUGUCUCCGAGAGGGCAGAAUGUUUCGUCUUUUAUGUCUUUCGGGAGAUCCAGCUUCGAUGGCGGAGAAAACUUAGGCUCUCGAAGGUAUUCAUCUGGAAGCGAUUCUGGGCUUCCCAUCGAGGCAUUCACUUCCAUGGCUGAUUCAAAUGGACAGGUUUCGGUUAGUGCUAUUGAACGGUUGACAGCCUCUGCAGCUGCGGAGCCUUACGAGUCCGUCAGAUGUGCCUUCGCCUCUUACGGUAGCUGCGGAGUAGAGCUUGCUGAAGGGUGGAAGUCGAGAAGCCGCAUGUGGUAUGGGGUUGGUCUUCCAUCCAAAGGUACUUGUGGAGGAGGUGGUGGUGGCUGGGAAUCAUGGAGUUCUGCUCUGGAGAAAGACGCCAACGGAGAAUGGGUGGAUUUUGAACUGGUCAAGAAAUGCAUCGUUAUGCUGAAGUCCUUGCUACUCGACGACUCAGGCCCUGGAGGAUCGGGAGGAGUUGGCUUUGGAGGGGGUGCAGGAACUGGAGCUGGAGGUGUUCAUGCCUUGAACCAGCUUUUAGAUAGCGAUCAACCUUUCUACGCGAUGCUUAGAAUGGUUCUCUUAUCUAUGCGGGAAGAGUACACGGAGGAAGUGCAAGAGGAAAGCUCUUAUGAACAAAAUUUUGAGACUCAUGGAUCGUCGGUAAGAACAAGAUCUGCUUUGCUAUGGUGUGUUAUCUCUCCUUUCCUGACGAUGCCCUUGUCAGAAGCCAGAAGGCAACGGGUUCUGGUUGCUGCAUGUAUUUUUUACUCAGAGGUUUGGCAUGCUGUAAGUGCCGAUAGAAAGAUCCUGAGAAGACAGUAUGUCGAAGCAAUUUUGCCACCUUUUACAGCACUUUUACGGAGAUGGAGACCUAUGCUAUCUGGCGUUCAUGAGUUGACGGACGCGGAUGGUCUGUCUCCUCUUACUGUUGAGGAUCGACCUCUGGCAACGGAUGUUGUACCUUCAGAGGCUGCUCUUGCUAUGAUAUCACCAUCUUGGGCAGCUGCAUUUGCGUCCCCCCCUGUCUCAAUGGCAUUGGCAAUGGCGGCAGCUGGCGUUGGUGGGGGUGAAGCAUCAGCUCCAAAAGGUUUUCAUGUGAAGCGGGAAGUCGCAAAUGUGGAACGCAAGUUUCUGAGAUUUCGUACCUUUUCUGGUUUCCAAAAGUCGGCGCCAGCUGAACCACCAGUUAUAGCUUCUCCUGAACCGAAAGACAAAGCGGGUGCCAAAGCGGCAGCUUCAGCGGCAGCUAGAGAUCAAGAAAGAGCUGCGAAGAUUGGAUCAGGUCGUGGUUUAGGCGCAGUAGCUAUGGCAACGUCAUCUCAAAGAAGAUCUUCUACCGAUCGUGAAAGAGUUCAAAGAUGGAAUCUGCUAGAUGCAAUGAGUGCAGCUUGGCAGGAGUUCUUCUCUUUGGGCGGAGAAUCCGGACAAACGAAAGAACUAAAAAACAAAACAUUAGCUUCUUUGUCAGCUAUUGUGUUGACAACAAAGAGAUUACGUUCUCUCGAGGUAGAAAGACGAUUGACGGUGAUCGCGUCGGAUGCUUUUCGGUUAGGCAUUGGUCUGCGAGCUUGGCGUUCUUUACUUCGGCGACUGCUUGAGAUUGAAGCGCUCUUUGGACCAUUGUUGAGUCAAUUAAAUUGUCCUCGGACGUUUUGGAAACUUGAUCCGGUUGAAAACUCUCUAAGGAUGAGGAAGAGACUGAAGAUAAACUACAAAGGUUCAGAUCAUCAUGGUGCGGCAGCAGAUUACCGUGAACCAGAGGAAACACGUACUAGAGACUCUGCUCCUUUGCCAGAUUCUCUUUUGACGGCUGGAGCACCGGCGCUUGUGCCCGAGACCACUGAUGAAGGCACGGAAGACGACCUUGCAAGAAGUGACGUGGACGAUGUAGAUUUCAAGAGGGAAAAUCACUCUCCAUCUAAACAACACGAGUACGAGCAAAUGGCUGCAUCAACAGACUUUCCCCUCGCGUCGCCUGGACACUCUAUACCGGUCACUCCUCAGUCCAAAGAACGCUUGUUGCUGGAAGUUUCAGCCGUGUUGGUUCAACCAUUAAAGACCGGGAAAGGCAUGUUUCAGGUUACAACAAGUCACAUAUACUUUGUCACGGAUUGGAAUCAGGACAUUGUUGAUUCGUGUUCGCUUCCUGGAGGAACUAAGGUCUGGCAUAUUUCUUCUUUGAAAGAAGUUCAUAGUCGAAGAUAUUUGCUUCGAAAAAGUGCACUGGAGUUGUUUAUGCUGGACAUGUCGAACCAUUUUUUUGAUUUUGAGAGUGCAGACCAGAAGAGUCAGGUUUACAGGGCUCUUGUUCAAGCUCGGCCCCCUCACCUCAACACCAUCUAUGCCGCGACUCAGAGGCCCGAGCGGCUUUUGAAAAGAACACAACUCAUGGAGCAGUGGGCAAAUCGGCAAAUCAGUAACUUCGAAUAUUUGAUGCGGUUAAAUACACUUGCGGGAAGGACGUAUAAUGACAUCACUCAGUAUCCGGUGUUUCCGUGGAUUCUUUCUGAUUACACAUCUAAAAAGCUAAAUCUUGACGAUCCAAAUGUCUAUCGAGAUCUAUCUAAGCCUGUCGGUGCUCUCAACCCAUCUCGACUCGAGAAAAUUAUGGAACGAUACCAUAGUUUCGACGACCCUGUUAUUCCGAAGUUCCAUUAUGGUUCGCACUAUUCUAGCUCGGGGACGGUUCUCUAUUAUCUGACAAGGAUUGAACCUUUUGCAACACUUGCAAUACAACUUCAGGGGGGCAAGUUUGAUCAUGCGGAUAGAAUGUUCAGCGACAUUGGCUCUACGUGGAAUGGAGUUUUGGAAGACAUGAGCGAUGUAAAAGAACUGGUGCCCGAACUUUUUUAUAUGCCCGAAAUUCUCACAAACGAUGGUGGUUUUGAUCUAGGACGGACGCAGCUGGGAGAGCAAAUAGGAAAUGUCAAGCUUCCACCAUGGGCAGGCUCUCCCAUAGAUUUUGUACAGAAGCACAGAACAGCACUUGAAAGCGAGUAUGUGUCUGCUCAUCUUCACGAAUGGAUCGACCUUAUUUUCGGUUACAAGCAACGAGGGAGAGAUGCCGUGGCUGCUCAGAAUGUCUUCUUUUACAUGACGUACGAGGGAUCCGUGGAUGUAGAUAAGAUCACUGAUCCUGCCAUUCGAAAAGCGACUCAGGACCAAAUAGCGUACUUUGGACAAACCCCAUCUCAGCUUUUGACAAUCCCACACAUAAAGAGACUACCUCUACAUGACGUGCUACAUUUGCAGACCAUAUUCAGAAAUCCCAGUUCAACUGUGAGUUACUCCAUACCUUCUCCAGAACGGUGCAACGUCCCUGCUGCAAAACUUCUUGCUGCUAGUGACUCCAUCGUGACAGUAGACUUAAACGUACCAGCCUGCCAUGUUGCAAUGCAUAGAUGGCAACCAAACACCCCAGAUGGCCAAGGGUCUCCGUUCUUAUUCCAGCAUUCGAAGUCUGCUGCGGGCUCUAACGGAGGAUCUCUGAUGCGCAUGUUUAGAGGACAGCCCGUAGUUGGCACUGAAGAAAGUCAUUUUCCAAGGGUUAUUGCGUUGCAAGCGCAUGGCAUCAGGAGUGAUGCGGCUGUGGCAAUAUCUUCCAACGGAAGGCUAUUGUUUACAGGUGGACACGCCGACAACAGCUUGAAAGUAGUGGCUACUAACAAUGCCCGAGUCAUUGAAAGCGCAGUUGGUCACUCAAGGCCGAUCACUUGCGUUGGAUUGUCUCCGGAUGGAAGGACAAUGGUGACAGGGUCUCAAGACGCUACAGCAAUCAUCUGGAGAGUGCAUAGCAACUCGUUUGCUAGCACCAGCGGUUCAAGUGAUCCUUCAACAAUGGCAAGCGGGGAUUUAGGCACUGUGGACAUGAAGAAGAGACGGGUGGAAGGGCCUCUGUGUGUUUUGCGAGGACAUGUUGACGAGCUCAGCGUUUGCUGUAUCGACGGCAGCCAGGAUAUUGUAGUUUCUGCAUCUCCAGGGAGGGGUGUUCUUCUUCACUCGGUAGCGAAGGGUAGAUUUAUUCGGCGGCUAGACAUAGAUAGAGCGGACAUCCUAGCUUUGUCCACGGAGGGGAUUGUAGUGGUCUGGGACAGGGGAAGCAGUAGACUCCAAACGGUGACGCUCAACGGGAUUCAAGUAGCUACCAGAGGUUUUGAAGGUGAUGUAAGUUCCAUCGUGACGUCGUCGGAUGGUCGCCACAUUAUCGUCGGUUUCACGUCCAAGAAGCUUCACGAGCAGCAAGGUUUUGAGUUGCAUCAUCGUCCGCGAGUUCCCGACGAUGAAGUUCCCGACUUAACACCCAAGGCGCUCCCAUCUAUCUCACUUCUCGACAUUUACACGCUCCAGGUGAUUCACACUUUGAGGCUCCAAGACGGCGAAGACGUGACUGCCAUGGCUUUGAACAGAGACAACACAAAUCUCGUGGCUUCUACUGCCAACGGACAGCUCCUUGUAUUCACGGAUCCCGCUUUAAGCAUUAGAGUGGUGGAUCAAAUGCUCCGUCUUGGCUGGGAAGGAUCAAGCUUCUCUACACUAUGAUAUACGAAUUCUCCUGCGUUGAAGAGGAAGGAAAAAAAUGAAAGAAUGUUCCUUUGUUUUUUGGUGCGCCAUUUGCGUACAACGUCGUGUUGUGAAAUACAUUGUUUCAACAUUCCACAUAACGUGGUUGGUUGAGAUUAAAGAUUUAAGGGGGAAUGAGGAAGUCCCUUUGUUUUUUAAGAA
This is a messenger RNA of Selaginella moellendorffii, 9074 nucleotides long. Its product is annotated as BEACH domain-containing protein C2. The coding region runs from base 234 to 8891 and encodes 2885 amino acids. Gene Ontology annotation, molecular function: protein binding. The transcript is spliced from 31 exons. NCBI's taxonomy places the organism in Eukaryota, Viridiplantae, Streptophyta, Lycopodiopsida, Selaginellales, Selaginellaceae. The record is from RefSeq and is a predicted model, not a curated record.